UACGUACUAUAGUUACUAGAGUUGCAACCGAACACCGGUAGUUUCAACCCGAAUUACGUCAUCUGACCUAAUGAACUCUACCUUCUAAAACCCAAGCACGCUGUAGAAUCACUCGAGUUCUAAGAUGGCGUCGGAAAGUGCAAAUGCAGAUGUGGUACACAUAACACUCUAUAGAGGUACAGAGCAAUUGCAAGCAGUCUUAUCAAGAGACUUGUACGAGAUGGUGAACGACCCUAACUGCGACCCAAAUCUUAAGGAGCAGGUAUAUAAAGCUGCGGUUAACAACAAAACGUCAAGUGACACAAGUAGACCAAGUACAACGUCAAGUGACACAAGUAGACCAAGUACAACGUCAAGUGACACAAGUAGACCAAGUACAAGUAGCAGUAGUUGCUCUUCCCCAGUAAACGGACCUGAAAAGGUUCAUAUUUGGAAGGAGUGUGAAGAGAAAGAAUUGAUCUCCAUCAGAUCUGACAUGGAAGAAGAGUUUGAACAAGUUAAAAACCAUGAUGUUUUGUGGAAUCGGAUAACAAAAACAUUAAAUAACCACAAAGUCCCUGUUAGUUGCAACCAAGUUAAAAACAAGUGGAAAAAAUUGAAGAAAACCUACAAAAAAGUAGUUGAUGAUAAUCAAAAAACGGGAAACAAGAAAACUACAUGGAGGUAUUUUGAAGAAUUUAAUUUACUGUAUGGAAAUAGAGCUUCAACAACUGCUAAGGUAACAUAUGACAGUGUAAAGGGGACACUGAACAGUCCACAGUCAGAAGAAAGUUCUGGUGAACACGGUCAAGGAGCACCUGCUUGUUCUGCAUCCACAUCUGCACAUCAGAAUACUGGUAAAAGAAAACCAUCAACAAGUGUAACUGGUGAUCAUGAAUUAGAGUUCAAAAAUCCCAAAAAAGCAAAGUUGGCAAAUGUUGUUGACAAAUUAACUGCACAAGGCGAUGAAAUGAUCCAAGAAAUGCGAAAACAACAUGAGGCAAAGAUGAAUCGCUUUGACAAGCUACUGGACUUGCUAGGAAAAAGAAAUUAAAUCUGCGUUAAUGUAUUUCUCAUUCAAUUACUGUAUUCAUUCCAUUUUGCCCAGCAAAUUUUGUAUUAUUUAAU
Molecule: messenger RNA, 1107 nt
Organism: Magallana angulata
Lineage: Eukaryota; Metazoa; Mollusca; Bivalvia; Ostreida; Ostreidae
Exons: 4
Coding region: 125-1033 (302 amino acids)
Source: RefSeq, a predicted model, not a curated record